AUGUUAUCUUCACAUUUCCUCAAGCUUGUCGGUCUGGCUUCGUUAACUGGCGCACAUUUUUUUCUCGAAACGCCUAUCGCCAUUGGCUUUGAUGACCUGACACUUACAGAAGCCCCAUGCGGUGGAUUUGAUCCGACUGACCGAAGUGCAGGUGUUACCGAAUGGUCGGUUCUAGGAUACCCUAUUGCUCUUAUAACGACUCACUUGAACGUGAGCUGGACAUUUCGGGCGGCUCUGCUAAGUGACGUUACCAAUUGGGUUGAUGUUUUCCCCAGAAUUCACCAAACUGGCAUUGCAGAAUUUUGUCUUCCAGAGGUGCCUGGUAUUGAGGCUUGGAUCGGGCAAGAUGCUGUUGUACAGAUCAUCCAGGAGGCGCCCGAUGGCCUCUUACACCAGUGCGCAGCUGUAAAAUUUGUCGCAGGAGGCCCUGCCGUUCCAGACGACACUUGCGAUAACGACUCGAUGAUUUCGUGGAGCGCAUAUCCCACAAGCACAACCACUCCUGUAACCACUACAGCUAGCACUACCACCUCCCCAACAACGACUCCAAACACCACCGCCGCCUCCACCACUCCCACAACUACGAGCAUUUCACCAACGACAACAACAACGACGCUGACAACGACGCCGACAGACUCGAGCUCUAACUCAACAUCCCACUCAUCAACAACGGCGGCGACGGCGACGAGUCAAAGAAGUUCUCAAACCUCAAGUACUACCUCAGGUACCACGAGCCCUCCGGCCUCAGAUUCUACGACCACUCACAAAUCAUAUACCACACAUGAGCCACAACCUUCACACACUCCAUCCACGACGACAUGUGUCACCGAAACUACUCGUCGAACCAUCCCGUACAGUAAUACAACCCCAACAGCCGGGGAGACUACCAUGGGUCCCACCAUCCAAAUACAACUCUCAUUAUAUCACACGGCACUUUAUAUUAUCCAACUACUCCGGCUGAAGACUCAACUACAAUAA
Orbilia oligospora ATCC 24927 is the source of this 978-nucleotide messenger RNA. RefSeq lists its product as uncharacterized. The coding region runs from base 1 to 978 and encodes 325 amino acids. NCBI's taxonomy places the organism in Eukaryota, Fungi, Ascomycota, Orbiliomycetes, Orbiliales, Orbiliaceae. The record is from RefSeq and is a predicted model, not a curated record. The transcript is spliced from 2 exons.